Limulus polyphemus (Atlantic horseshoe crab) is the source of this 3113-nucleotide messenger RNA. Its product is annotated as protein arginine N-methyltransferase 3-like. Bases 985 to 2526 code for a protein of 513 amino acids. Lineage: Eukaryota; Metazoa; Arthropoda; Merostomata; Xiphosura; Limulidae. The transcript has 11 exons. Gene Ontology annotation, molecular function: protein-arginine N-methyltransferase activity. The record is from RefSeq and is a predicted model, not a curated record. Gene Ontology annotation, biological process: peptidyl-arginine methylation. Gene Ontology annotation, cellular component: nucleus.
CUUUGUAUAUUUUUUUAAGUGAUAUCGUAAGAAUAUGCUCCAUAGCACAAUUUAAAUCAAAGUCGUUUGCACUGGUUGCAAUUAUAAAUCGUAAUAAACAUAGUAAUGUAAUGACGUUAUUAACAUGUUAUGUAAAAUAAUACUAAUAGUAAUUAGUACACGAAUAUACAACAAGUAAAAUCUGAUUGUACAGUUUAAUGUUAUGUUGCUCUCUGAUGGCUCGGCGGUAAGCUUGAGAGUUUAUGAUGCUAAAAAUCAGGGUUUGAUGCCCAUUGUGUAGUUUUGCACUUAAACUUUAAGUUUUAAUACAAAAUAAUAAUGAAGGUUUUUACUAUUAGAUAUCUUGCCUUGAAUAUUAUGGUAUAACGAAUAUGGUGACAUGGGAGAAAAUAACCUAGCCAAUUGGAUGCUUAUGAAGUUGGUAGAAAAGUAAGGGAGUGAAUUGAAAAUUAGCACAGAAGUUGACAGCCAACAGUAGUGAUAAGUGAGAUUUUUUUAUAACUGAUAUCAGACUUGUGGCAUACCUCAGAGGUCUGUUUUAAUACAAAUAUCAAUGAUCCAUGUUGCCUUCAAGGCUGUCCUUGCACAUCCACUCUUGAGAAAGGUGAAAAUUUAUAUCUGCUCUUUAUUUUUCAGAAAAUCUUUGAUUCCCCUCAUGAAGUCUUAUAGGUUAUAAAAUGUUGGCCUUUACUACUGUCAGUAGCAACUUAUUCUAUAACUUAUAAGCCAAUCACUGUGUUGGAGAAAACUGUAUUAACUUGACACUAGCCUUCUAUUUCCAAAUCAUAAACUUGUGUCCUCCAUAAUUAUCCUAUUGUCUUCAGAAAAUAGCACGACAAAAUCAAGCUUUCAUCCUGUCGUUACAACGGAUAAUCUUACAAACUUCAAGAACACCACUUACCUUCAUUUCUCAAGAGAACAGUUCAGAAGACCAAAUUGUACACAGUAUUCCAAGUAUACUGACAUCUGAGACUUUUAUUUGCCAUGGAAGGAGAUAGAAAAAGUGAUAGUGACAGUUCUGAUUGGGAGGAUGCUGAAGAAAUGGAAAAAGAUAUUCCUGUCACGCCAGCAAUGUGUUUGUUCUGUGAAGUUACUUUUCCUCAUACAGAAGAGGUCUUUGAACACAUCAAAACAGAUCAUUCAUUUGAUAUAAUAAAAUUUGGUGUCAGAUUUCAUCUGGAUGCUGUUUUAUGGAUUAAGUUUGUGAACUUCAUGAGGAAACAGAAACUUAGUAUAUCUGAUCUCCAAGAAAUUUCCCCUAAUGUUAUUCCAUGGGAAGAAGAAAGCUACAUGACUCCAAGUUGCCCUGAUGAUUCUCUACUUAUAUUUGAUUUUGAAGACUUUAUAAGUAAUUACAAGUGCAACACUACUGAACCAUUGGAUGGAAAAUUUGUGAGUUUACCAAAGAAGAAAUAUUUGGAACUGUUACAAAGACUUUCACUAGCAGAGAGCAAGUUGGAAGAUCUACAAAAAGAUGUGGAGAAAAUGAGAUUAUCUGUCAGGAAUUCAUUUCUACAGUCUCAUGCUACUACUUCUCCUUCAGAUGUUUGGGAAAAGAGUGUCAGUUUGCUAAAAGAAGAAGAAGAUUGUUCCUACUUUGAUUCUUACUCUCAUUUUAGCAUACAUCAUGAAAUGUUGCAGGACAAAGCAAGAACAGAAGCAUAUCGAAAUGCCAUCUUCAAUAAUCGUGAUCUUUUCUGCAACAAAAUUGUUCUUGAUGUCGGUUGUGGAACUGGAAUCUUGUGUAUGUUUGCUGCUUCUGCAGGGGCUAAAGAGGUGGUAGGCAUUGACCAAUCAGAAGUUGUGUACCAUGCUGUUGACAUCAUCAGGGAAAACAACCUUCAGAACCAAGUAAUAUUAAAAAAGGGGCGUCUCGAAGAUGUAGAACUCCCCAUAGAGAAAGUAGACAUUGUGAUCUCUGAGUGGAUGGGCUACUUUCUUUUUUUUGAAGGAAUGAUAGACACGGUACUGUAUGCUAGAGACAAAUACCUGAUCAAGGGAGGCACCCUACUUCCAAAUAGAUGUACUAUUUCCUUGAUUGCUUUAUCUGAUGAAGACCUUUACCAAAGAUAUGUAAGGUUUUGGACAGAUGUUUAUGACUUUAAGAUGAGUUGCAUGAAGAAGGAAGUAAUUAAGGAAGCUACAAUUGAAUCAGUCAGAAAAGAGAAAGUCUGUAGUGAACCUGCAGUUGUUAAGGAACUCAAUUUGAUGUCCUGCUCUCCUGAAGAUUGUGAAUUUUCUUCAGAAUUUCAACUGAAAAUAAAUCAAAAUGGUGGUAUUACAGCUGUAGCUGGGUACUUUGACUGUUUUUUUGAUCUGGAACAUUCUGUGGAGCUGUCCACAUCUCCAUGGGUACCACUCACGCACUGGAAACAAACAGUGUUCCUUCUUUCUGAUCCAAUACCUGUCACACAAGGUGAUACAGUGAAUGGAAGAAUAUUUUGCAGGAGAAGUAGAAAAGAACGAAGAUCACUUUUGGUGACCAUAACUUUGGAGGAUUCAAGCCAGUCAUAUUUUUUAAGUUGAUUUUAGUUUUUUUAAUAAACUGUUUUAAUACUGAAGUUAUUUGUAUUUUUCAUUAAUUGAGUUUCAUACAGCCUAUAGCAUAACAUCUCUUGUAGAUCAUCACACAGUUGUUGGGUGCAAAUAAAUGAAAAAUUGUCACUAACUGCUAUAACAUAAUAAUUCUUUGAUAGUUAGUUUAGACAGAGUAUCCAUAUUGAGUUGACUGUGAAACGGGUGGCAACUGGCUAUUGGUAUACAAUCUAUUUAUGCAGCUCAAGUGUAGAGGACAACAUUUUGAAAGUGUUCUACCUUUUGUCUUCAAAACUUUCAAAAUCGUCCUCUACACACUUGAGCUGCAUAAGUAGAUUGUAUAGUCACUAAUAUAUUUCUACAAGUGUUUCUCUAAUAGGCAAUUGUGACCUGUUUCACAGUCAACUUGCCAUAAUAAUCUUGUAAAUUCAAAUUGUAAUCAACAUACGUAGAAACUUGGAAUUAAACCACAGUUAACUUGAUGUACUGUUGUAGAUGACUCUGUAAUAUUAUUAUGAAAAUCUGUAUCAUUAUAUAUUAUAAAUGAAAAACAUUAAAAAUCUCUUUCCAAAAUCAAA